Molecule: messenger RNA, 701 nt
Organism: Leptomonas pyrrhocoris
Lineage: Eukaryota; Euglenozoa; Kinetoplastea; Trypanosomatida; Trypanosomatidae
Product: unspecified product
Exons: 1
Coding region: 309-701 (130 amino acids)
Source: RefSeq, a predicted model, not a curated record
GAAUAGAAAUUAAUAAAAACACUGAUAGAUGUUUGAACUCCAACACCCCUAACCGCACACCAUUUCUUUUUUGUUUUAAGCACACACAUAGAGUCGUUUGGAAGAGCGCAAGCAGAGGUUGAUUUAUGAAGCGAGUAUUUAUGAUCGCCCUUUUAUCUUCUCCGCUCUGCAGCUAGUUUCUCCGUUACUACUAUUUUUCUUUUUUUUUUUCUUUCUUCUUCUCUACAGUAUUACUUUUCAAGAGAGGGAAAAGAGGGCAAAAUCAGCAGACACCUUUAAUCCCGUUCGUUCGUUCUUUUCGAUUCAUCAUGAGCCGCAGAGUUGAGCGUUCUGCCUUUCUUAAGCGCUCGCGGGACGACGAGGCGGACACGCAAGGCGUCGGGCGCGCCCCAACGGACCACCUCUUCGCCACUCCGCCUCGCCCCACCAGCGGGUCCUCCCGCCUUAUCCCGUCCAAUCCGUUCAUGGCGCCGGUGCACUGCUCCCGCUCCCCGUCCGUCUGCACCAGCGGGACGGAGGGUGGUUUGUCAGAUGACAGCGUCUUCGUGUUGGACAUUAGUAGUCACAGCAGCUCGCUCCCACACCGUCGCAGUGGCUUGAUGUCCGCGCCAAGCGAGGCGGAGGUGGCGCAGUGGCAGAGGGAGCUGAGCGACUUCUUCACCAAGUUAGACGAGCGCUCUCUCAGAGUAACUCCGCAGUGA